CAACUCAAUGGCCGUUGUGUCUCAGUCUUUACGGACAACACAGCGGCCAUGUAUUAUAUCAACAAGCAAGGGGGAACUCGCUCUUCCCCACUCUGCCACGAGACGACACAACUGUGGGAAUUCUGCAUAGCCCACUCAAUAGACCUGGUGGCGUUCUUCCUCCCAGGCGUGAACAACUCCUUAGCAGAUCACCUGAGCAGAUCCUUUCUCUGCCACGAAUGGUCACUGAGACCGGAUGUCGCCCACACAAUUUUCCAACAGUGGGGGUUUCUCCGCAUAGACCUGUUCGCAUCUUGAGCGAACCGCAAAUGCCAGAACUUUUUGCUCCUUUCAAGGCCUGUCACCGGGUCCCUGUUGGACGCUUUUCUCAUUCCCUGGACUCAUCAUCUGCUCUACGCAUUUCCCCCGUUCCCUCUAGUCCACAGGGUCUUGCUGAAGCUCCGACAAGACAGAGCACAUCUCAUCUUGAUUGCGCCAGCGUGGCCCAGGCAACACUGGUACACCACGCUGCUCCGUCUCUCCAUUGCCAGCCCGAUUCAUCUGCCGCUUCACCCGGACCUUAUCACCCAAGAUCACGGCACUCUCCGUCACCCAGACCUGACAGCCCUCCACCUUACGGCAUGGCUCCUGUGUGGCUAGAUGAGUCGGAACUGCGCUGCUCUGCUCCUGUACAACAUGUCUUGUUAAGCAGCAGGAAGCCUUCCACUCGCUCUACCUAUCUAGCCAAAUGGAAGCGCUUCACCUGCUGGGCUCAGGCACGCAACGCUGACCCUUCGAAGCUCCCUGUCCCAGUUGUCCUGGACUACCUCUGGUCCCUGAAGGAGCAAGGCCUAGCAUUAUCCUCGCUAAAGGUACACUUAGUGGCCAUAUCUGCUUUCCACCCAGGAGAGAGUGGCCAUACGGUCUUCUCUCACCCUUUGACUGCUAGGUUCCGGAAGGGCCUUGAGCGUCUCUACCCUCAAGUACGUCGCCCGACUCCUACCUGAACCUGGUCCUCAGCAGGCUCAUGUCUCCACCCUUUGAGCCGCUGGCCACCUGCUCGCUGCUGUACCUGUCCUAUAAGACGGUCUUUUUGGUAGCUAUCACAUCGGCUAGGCGGGUCUCUGAGCUCCGAGCGCUCACGGUGGACCCGCCCUAUACUGUCUUUCAUAAGGACAAGGUACAGCUGCGUCCGCAUCCUGCGUUUCUCCCGAAAGUGGUAUCGGCUUUCCACAACAACCAAGACAUCUUCCUGCUGGUUUUCUUUCCAAAACCGCAUGCAUCCUCACGCGAGCAGCAUCUUCACUCCCUCGAUGUUCGUCGGGCGCUGGCCUUCUAUAUAGAUCGGACUAGACCGUUCCGUAAAUCCCCUCAACUGUUCGUUGCAGUCACCAACCGGAUGCGAGGUCUUCCCGUUUCAUCGCAGCGGAUCUCCUCGUGGCUGACGGCGUGCAUACGCACCUGUUAUGGCUUAGCUCACGUUCCCUUGGGCCAUCUCACCGCCCACUCUACUAGAGCCCAGGCUUCAUCCGCCGCCUUUCUGGCGCACGUGCCAAUACAAGAAAUAUGCCGUGCGGCAACCUGAUCAUCGGUUCAUACCUUCACAUCUCACUAAGCACUGGUCCAGCAGUCUCGUGAUGAUGCAGCCUUUGGCUCCGCGGUCCUACAUUCCGCCACAUCUUUCUCCAACCCCACCGCCUAGCACACAUUCUUAAUUCGGGUCUAUGCAAACGGAUCAAGAAAGAACUGAAGACCAGCAUUCCGAAAUAGAUG
This is a messenger RNA of Mauremys mutica (yellowpond turtle), 1752 nucleotides long. RefSeq lists its product as uncharacterized. NCBI's taxonomy places the organism in Eukaryota, Metazoa, Chordata, Testudines, Geoemydidae. Bases 219 to 986 code for a protein of 255 amino acids. The record is from RefSeq and is a predicted model, not a curated record. The transcript is spliced from 2 exons.